Molecule: messenger RNA, 576 nt
Organism: Metschnikowia bicuspidata var. bicuspidata NRRL YB-4993
Lineage: Eukaryota; Fungi; Ascomycota; Pichiomycetes; Serinales; Metschnikowiaceae
Exons: 1
Coding region: 1-576 (191 amino acids)
Biological process (GO): intracellular protein transport; endoplasmic reticulum to Golgi vesicle-mediated transport
Cellular component (GO): endoplasmic reticulum; endoplasmic reticulum membrane
Source: RefSeq, a predicted model, not a curated record
AUGUCUAUUCAAAUGGCCAUGGUCUUUGGUGCCCUUGUGGCACAAAUGGCGGUCAUUGCCCUUUUGCUUUUACCCUUACCACAUAUGAUCCGGGCAAAGAUUGUUCGUGGGUGGGCAGCGUUGCGCCAAAAUGCCAACUACAAAGUCGGGCUGCUAUUUGUUUCUGGUUUAAUGGUUCUUCAGUUUGCUGACUGUGUACAGAAACUACAGAAAUACCUGAGAAGAGAAAGCCCAGAAGCUGUGCUCAACCCAAGUAUGGGUGUUGGGCUUCUGUCCGACAAGCUUGCAUCCAAAUUUUACGCCCAGCGCAAUUUGUAUUUGAGCGGUGCAGUUCUUUACUUGGGCCUCACGAUUCAUACGGUGCUUCUGAUAAUGGGCAAGUUGGUGGCGAAAGAGGUCCUUUGCCGUAGUGCACAUAACGAGAACACCAAGGAUGAUUCUGAAGAAAUCGUGGCUUUGAAGGAGACCAUCCGUAAACGUGAGGUGGAAAUUGCGGCCAUGAAGAAGCAAAUUGAAGGUGUGCAAAAAGCAUACGACGGUUUGAGUGCUUCUUCUGAACGCUCUAAGGACGACUGA